AUGGUUUACCAUCAGGAGAAUAGAGGAACAGGAGAACAGGAGAACAGGAGAACAGGAGAACAGGAGAACAGGAGAACAGGAGAACAGGAGAACAGGAGAACAGGAGAACAGGAGAACAGGAGAACAGGAGAACAGGAGAACAGGAGAACAGGAGAACAGGAGAACAGGAGAACAGGAGAACAGGAGAACAGGAGAACAGGAGAACAGGAGAACAGGAGAACAGGAGAACAGGAGAACAGGAGAACAGGAGAACAGGAGAACAGGAGAACAGGAGAACAGGAGAACAGGAGAACAGGAGAACAGGAGAACAGGAGAACAGGAGAACAGGAGAACAGGAGAACAGGAGAACAGGAGAACAGGAGAACAGGAGAACAGGAGAACAGGAGAACAGGAGAACAGGAGAACAGGAGAACAGGAGAACAGGAGAACAGGAGAACAGGAGAACAGGAGAACAGGAGAACAGGAGAACAGGAGAACAGGAGAACAGGAGAACAGGAGAACAGGAGAACAGGAGAACAGGGAAACAGGGAAACAGGGAAACAGUGGACCAGGGAACAGGGGAACAAGAGAACAUAUAAUUUACCAUGA
Messenger RNA from Diorhabda carinulata, 588 nucleotides. Its product is annotated as capping protein inhibiting regulator of actin dynamics-like. The coding region runs from base 1 to 588 and encodes 195 amino acids. The record is from RefSeq and is a predicted model, not a curated record. The transcript has a single exon. Lineage: Eukaryota; Metazoa; Arthropoda; Insecta; Coleoptera; Chrysomelidae.